GGUUGUGACGUAGGUGUAUCGUGAAGGGGAGAAAUACUAAUAUUAAUUAUAAUAUUUUAAGAGUCAAUUUAGAUCGAGGAAAGUCUUGAAUUUUGUACUUCCUUUUAAUUUGUUGGUCAAGUAAAAAAUACUAAGAAUAACAUAAUAAAAGUGACAUUAUAAGUGUUAUUUUUACUGAAUGCAACACGAACACUUACUGAAUUAGUCUUAAGAACUAAAGAAGAGAAAAACUUGCAGUUGCAGACUAUACAAGUGUUCAACUGUAGACAUGGCAAGUACGGCGAAUAUUUUUCCAUCUGGUGGAGUGAGUGACAGUUCUCAUAAUACCAGUGAAAAUAGUAUCAACCUUACACCAGACUCCUCACCAAAUAUUGGCAUGAUCAGUCAGAAGUGUUUAGAAUCUGCAAGUCUUUCUGGGAAUAUGAUUGUGACACCCUCAGUAGCUGCGUCUAAAGAAGAUGCUUUCCAGAAGAGGAGGAGUUCAUCUCGAUCCAUAAAGAGAAGAAAGUUUGAUGAUGAGCUAGUAGAAAGUAGCAUUUUGCACAAAACUCCACGUAAUCGUCCACCAUCUGGGUCUCUUUUUCCUUUCGGAACACCUGGGCUUGUGUCUAGUGUUGGAAUUCCGGGGGAGCCAUUUAGUAUGGAAACACCAGCACCAUUACCACAAGAAAAAAAAAAGACCUCUAAAUCUUCAUCAAAACGAGUAAAAAAAUCUAAGAAAAAUCAGUCUUCACAUACUAAAAACAUUGGUCGAUGGAAACCUACUGAUGAUCUAGCAUUAAUCUUGGCUGUUCAACAGACAAAUGACUUGACAGUUGUUUAUAAAGGCGUGAAGUUUUCCUGCAAGUUUACUCUCCAGGAUAUCCAAGAAAGGUGGUAUGCUCUUCUGUAUGACCCCGUAAUCUCAAAAGUUGCAGUGACUGCCAUGCGACAGCUUCAUCCUGACAUUGUAGCCCAAGUACAAGCCAAAUCGCUUUUUAACAAGGAUGAGGAGAAAUUGUUGACAACAAUAAAUUCUACAAGUCAACCAACAGUAGAAACUUUCCAGGAGUUACUAGACCAACACCCAGAUGUCUUCCUUGCAUCUCGAACAGCCAAAGCUUUAUUUACACAUUGGUCAUAUAUGAAGCAAUACCACCUUUUACCUGACCAGACGGUACAACCUCUACCCCGUGGAGAACAUGUACUGAACUUUUCUGAUGCCGAAGAUAUGUUAGAUGACAGUGAACUUCAAGAUGAAAGAGAUGAGGCACUUGAGCAAGAACUUGCCCUGUCUGACAGAAGAAUCAAGCGAGAAAUCCGACAGCUAGAGAAUGAACUGCCCAAGUGGCAGGUGUUAGUCGAUAGUAUCACGGGUGUUACUCCACAGGACUUUGAUACCCAGACUUUAGCUGUUCUUCGAGGUAGACUUGUUCGCUACUUGAUGAGGUCACCAGAAAUAAGUUUGGGAAGAGCCUCCAAGGAUAACAGUGUUGAUGUUGACUUGUCCUUAGAAGGUCCAGCAUGGAAGGUAUCCAGAAGACAAGGAAUGAUCAGACUACGAAAUAAUGGUGAAUUCUUCAUAAGUAAUGAAGGAAAGAGGUCUAUUUUUGUAGAUGGCAAACCUGUUUUAUCAGGAAGCAAGUAUAGAUUAUCAAACAACUGUGUAGUUGAGAUUGCUGGACUGAGGUUCACUUUCCUUGUUAAUCAAGAUCUAGUUGAUGUUAUCCGUAAUGAAGCUGCCAAGUCAGCAACCUGGACUAGUUCAUAGAUCCUAUCAACUUUGAAGCUUGUACAGAGAGAUAACCAAAGCACAAGUUAAAUCUAUUGAAUCUAGUUCCAAAAAACAUAAUUCUACUGUGUCAAAACAAGAGUUCAUCUUCAUUGUAAAUUUUCAAAUAA
Messenger RNA from Limulus polyphemus (Atlantic horseshoe crab), 1881 nucleotides. It is a transcript of the gene Rcd5, whose product is annotated as microspherule protein 1-like. The record is from RefSeq and is a predicted model, not a curated record. Gene Ontology annotation, biological process: positive regulation of transcription by RNA polymerase II. Gene Ontology annotation, cellular component: NSL complex; MLL1 complex; Ino80 complex. Bases 269 to 1750 code for a protein of 493 amino acids. Gene Ontology annotation, molecular function: G-quadruplex RNA binding; protein binding. NCBI's taxonomy places the organism in Eukaryota, Metazoa, Arthropoda, Merostomata, Xiphosura, Limulidae. The transcript has 14 exons.